UUAGUCGGAGUCACGACGCAGCUGCCGGAGCAGCCAGCCGUUUCUAGCUGCCGCUUUAACACCCAUUUCCCCCCAUUGUUAGGCGGUCGUGAACAGGAAGAUGGAAACGAAAGCGGAGAGCGAAGGAGGGGGGCGGGGCGUUAUUUAAACACGCACUCCGUCCGUCCGUCUGUCUGUCCGUCCGUACAAUGAGGCGCAGACCAGGGGCCGCAUGUGGAGCGGAGAGCUGCGGUCAUCACGGAGAUCCGCUGCAGGGGAGCCGCUGAUCGGAUCCGGAUCUCUGAGUCCCCGAUGACAGCGUCCUUCAUCAUCGCUUCGCUGCUUAGAGGAAACAUUAUCUGCGACCGUUUUAUGUUUGGUUUUUACUUUAUAUUUAUGUCUAAAUAUAUACUGUAUAUAUAAAAAGGCGAGAUAGAGAAUAAGGAGCAGGUGCGGUGCGCCUGUCCCGCAGGUUGUCCCGCAGGUUGUCCCGCAGGCUGAAGACUGAGAUCCGCUGAAGCUGCUGCAGGAAUGGCAUCAACGAUAGAGAGGAAAACACUGGAGGCCAAUGAGGAGCCAGUUGAUGAGGUUCUUCAGAUGCCUCCAUCCCUGCUGACAUGUGGUGGGUGUCAGCAGAGCAUCGGUGACCGCUUCUUCCUGAAGGCCAUUGAGCAGUACUGGCAUGAGGACUGCCUUAGCUGCGACCUCUGCGGCUGUCGGCUUGGAGAGGUGGGCCGGAGGCUCUACUAUAAGCUGGGGAGGAAGCUCUGUCGUCGGGAUUAUCUCAGGCUCUUCGGUCAGGAUGGUCUCUGCGCCUCCUGCGAAAAAAGAAUCCGAGCGUUUGAGAUGACGAUGCGCGUCCGGGACAAGGUUUACCAUCUCGAGUGCUUCAAGUGUGCCGCCUGCCAGAAGCACUUCUGUGUCGGGGAUCGCUACCUUCUCCUCAACUCCGACAUCGUGUGUGAGCAGGACAUUUUUGAGUGGACCAAGCUCAACAACAGCAGCGUGGUUUAGGGCGAUAACCGUGUGGCUUUUCUGGCUGCCUUGAUGAACAGCUGUCUUUAAAGCCCAUACAGGCUUAUUCAUGCAAUACGACUGGAAUUAAACGAGGAGCGGACUUGCAUCUAAACAUUUCCGCAUGCAAACCUGCGCUUAAGGUUUAAACAUUUCUAAUCGUAAAGAACAAACG
Cyprinodon tularosa is the source of this 1168-nucleotide messenger RNA. RefSeq names its product LIM domain only 2 (rhombotin-like 1) (gene lmo2). NCBI's taxonomy places the organism in Eukaryota, Metazoa, Chordata, Actinopteri, Cyprinodontiformes, Cyprinodontidae. The transcript is spliced from 3 exons. The record is from RefSeq and is a predicted model, not a curated record. Gene Ontology annotation, biological process: positive regulation of transcription by RNA polymerase II. Gene Ontology annotation, cellular component: nucleus. The coding region runs from base 511 to 993 and encodes 160 amino acids. Gene Ontology annotation, molecular function: transcription coactivator activity; DNA-binding transcription factor binding.